Molecule: messenger RNA, 1058 nt
Organism: Prosopis cineraria
Lineage: Eukaryota; Viridiplantae; Streptophyta; Magnoliopsida; Fabales; Fabaceae
Product: probable WRKY transcription factor 49
Exons: 3
Coding region: 97-951 (284 amino acids)
Biological process (GO): regulation of DNA-templated transcription
Molecular function (GO): DNA-binding transcription factor activity; sequence-specific DNA binding
Source: RefSeq, a predicted model, not a curated record
UAUACGUCACAACCACCUCCUCAUCUGCUUCGCUUUUUCCGAUUAUCUUCUUCUUCUUGUUCUUCUUCAUCAUAAUUUCUUUCUCUCUGUCAAAAAAUGAUUGAGACACCUAUGGAGGAAGCUGUGAGGACUACCUGGUCAGAAGAAGACGAUCUUGUGAGAGAAUUUUUAGAUGCGGUAACAGAAGAUGCAGAUUAUCAGAGUUACUACAACACGAGAAAAUCAAGCGAGGAGCAAGCCAUUAUGAAUAGGUUCAUCUCCAACAUGUACUCAGGACCUACCAUUACAGAUAUUGAGAAUGCCUUGUCAGUGACAUCCAACCAAAGAGAGCAAUAUUUCCAGCACCUCUCAUCAUCACCACACAGAGUUUGCAUGUUGGAAAGAGGGUUGAAUUUGAGCAGGAGUGAGAACAAGUAUAGCCUGAAAAUCAAGUGCUGCGGCAAUGGGUUGAGCGAUGAUGGAUAUAAGUGGAGGAAGUACGGCCAGAAAUCUAUCAAGAACAGCCCCAAUCCUAGGAGCUACUAUAGGUGCACAAACCCAAGGUGCAGUGCCAAGAAGCAAGUGGAGAGAUCCAGUGAAGAGCCUGACACUGUUAUUGUCACUUAUGAAGGGCUCCAUCUCCACUAUGCUUACCCAUAUUUUCUCAUGGGCCAACCAGGUCAUCAAGCCCAUCCACCAUUGAAAAACUGUAGGCCGGUCUUUUUACAAGCCCAAGCCCAUGAGGAAGGCCGAGAAUGUGAACAAGGUCAUACUCAUACCGGCCAGAAGCCCAUAGAAACGGACGCUAUCUUCCCCUCGACCAAUGACGUGGGCCCACAAGGACUGCUUGAAGACAUGGUGCCAUGGGUGAUUCGGAACCCUAGUUUCAGCAAUCCCUCGAAUUUUUUCUGCUCUUCUUCGUACCCUUCUAAUUACUCCUCUCAUUCCAUUGGCUUCAAUUCUAGCAUUUAAAUAAAUUACGUUUAUUUAUACGUUCAUCAACCCAAUACUUCUUUAAAUUACUACUAUUACUGCAUCAGUGCCAGACAGCCAGUUUUGCAUAAAUUAAAUAAUUUAUG